UCCGCCAUGAUAGCAAAUAUUUUUCUGAAAGGGAAGUUGUCUUAGUUGAAGCUGCAAACCCUGACGAUUUAGCCUCUCCAAUGCUCGCUUUACAUACACCAGAGGAUGUCAAAGACACUGAUUAAUUUAGAAAGGUGACCACAACACUAUGGCUACCACUGAUGUGGAUGUUAACAAUGUACUUCUGAAGGAGCUGAGGAGCAUGUACCCAGAAGUCCCAGAGCGUAUCGUCACCAAUCACAUGAUCAAGCACAAGAAUGACCGAGCUAAAGUGAUUGAAGUACUAGAUCACGAGGGACCCCAGAAUCUUUUUGAAAAACCAUUGUAUGAUCCCAUUCAGAGAAGAAUGGAAAACCUAACUAUUUCACAUACUGAAGGACGGACAAGAAGUGACUCUGGUUCAAGUGGAGUAAGCAGCACAAGUACAAACAGUGUAUCCAGUGUGUCCUCAGUGCCAUAUGGGGGAGGAAAUGCACGACCACCUCCAGAUGGAACUGAGUUUAGUCAGUUCAUGAGUCCAAGUGCGCGGAGCACCAAUAUACCAAACAUCAAUUGUAAUGUGUUUACCCCCAGUUCUCCGCCGGUGUCCACAUCGAUGGCAUUAGGCAAGGUGAACAAACCCCACUCUAGACUUCAACCUAUUCAAGUGCUACACGUUCAGACAUCACAGGGGCAGUCGCCUACCACAAGGAGUGAUCACAACAGUCCCCCUCCGCGUGUGUCAAUACUUGUGAACCCGCGCUCAAAUAAUCACAAUGCGCAGACUAAUCAGUUCCAACAUCCCUUCCAACAACAGAUGUCAUAUCCGAGUACAAAUACCACGCCUCAUAAAUGGCAGUCACAACAGUCUGUGCCUGGGAACAGCUAUAAUACAUACAACCCGCAGGGUCAUAAUUACCUAAACACGGCUGGUGGUAUUAGUCCCGGAAUACACACAGUGGAGAGACAAGCGUACCGCAAACCCCCAGUCAGUCCCCAACCCCCUGAAAGUGCAAAGCCUUCCCCUUCCCAAAGCCAUAUAUCAUUUCCCUCUCAGUAUGGAGGCCAUUCACAACCACAACAAAGCCAGUGGAAUGCGGGGACAUCCAGUUCGUCGAGUGGUUCACAUAGUGGCCAACAGUUGUCCCAGGCUACGAUAUACUUGGAGGGAGCCAACAAACCUGGAGGACAUGGGGCCAUGUAUAACAGUGGCACACAGUACAAUCACCAAAUGUCCACGGCCAACAUUCACGGCUCCCACAGUGAGCCGUAUCUGCUAGGUGGCUACAACCCUUCUCAACACCAUCAACCACAAACCCCACAGGGUGGCAGUAAUGCCACCAAGCCCCUGUUCAUUAAGGUUGCUAGUUUGACUAACCAGCAGGGUGGAGCACCAUCACAGUAUAGAUACAAGUCUGAUUCGCCGUCUAGUGCAGGAUCUAUGAACGCUCCCCAAGUGAACUCUCGAUAUGGGAAUAUAAGUGGGGACAUCCCCAGUAGGGCAGGACCCCAAACUGGGGCUGUCCACCCGGGCUCCUAUGUAGGACAGUUAUACUUGAAUGAAGUGGCCAGUACAAUUGGCAAUGGUUCGUCUAGUCACGGUGGAGAGGCGGGGCAAUUAUUUAUGCACUACCCUCCCGUUCCUACUACAUGUCGGGUGCCUGGACACCCGUCCUCGUCAGGAAGCUCUUCGCCCCCAGUCCUCCCUGCCAGAACAGGAAUUCCGUCUUCUGUGUCCGAAAAUGUGAUAAAUAGAAAAUUUAUGGAGCCUGGGGAAUCGCAACAUAUUUCACAUGCAACGUUCCAGCCAUUAGUUUCGCCCGCGUCUAGUCAAAGUAGUCUGAGUUCCGAGUCCUCAUCUCAACGGGAAAUCCAGAGGCCUAGGUCGGGCAGUGUGCAGGAGGAGGCUGACUAUAUAUCAGCUUUACUUCUUUUCCAAAAGGAAAGAAUGAGUAAACUUAAGCUAGACCUUGAGACAGAGCUAAGAAAAUUAGCAAAAAUUCGCAAUGAGGUGACGCAAAUGGAAAAAAAUAUGUUGGAUCGGACAAGAACGAGAAACCUGAACUUCUCCCCACAUUUGGAGGAUGUGGCUCGACUACGAGGCCACAACAUGAAGUUACAGGCAGAGAUCCAGGUGAUGACCCGGGAACUGGACAUGUACAAUAACGGACAAACUCCUCUAGGUGUGUUGGAUCCCCUGGAACAACAGAACUUUUUCCAGAACAUGAACCCCGGCCAGAGAGGUUCUAUAUAUUCCCGACCCCCACCACCCACACCAACACCCCCACCAACAAGUGAAACGCCCCCACCCAUCCCCCCAAGGAUCCACCAUGUGCCACCCCCUCCCCCUCCCCAGCCCCUCACAGGAUCAGGCGACUUAGAUGGUGAUGGAGAACAGUGGAACUGCUCUGCCUGUACCUUUCUCAACCACCCUGCCCUCAACAAGUGUGAAUGCUGUGAGAUGCCACGGAUGAACGCCCCGCCCCCCACCACAGAUCUUUUUGAUGAAUAUCAUGAUGACAGCCGACACAAUGAGUUAAACGAUGCAGGCAAUGAUUUUGAACUUGUUUAAUUUGAUUGGUUAGGAUUUCAAAGGUUAAAGGUAUGUAAACCUAGAGAUAAGCCAUUUAAGAAAUCCUAUGUGCUAAACUGCUUAUACAGUAAAAUUGUGUUUAUUACAAAGCUUACAAAAAUGGUAAAAAGUUAACAAAAACCAUAUGAAUUAAGGAUCACUUGCCAUAUCAGACAUAUCCAAUGUACUCUUGUGCAUGAGUGAAUUUUGAAACUCCUGUACAGAGUUCAUCGUUGUAAUUUACCUGUGUUUAUGUAACCUUAGCUCUGUUUAAGACAUUCAACCCAAAACAGAACAACAAUACUUCACUUUCACAAUGGAGCUAUAGUCAAACCUGCCUAUCAAGUCCAGUGUUACAAAGAAUUAAUGUUACAAUUUACUUAGAAGUUCAGCAUUAACAUAUCAGCUCAUUUCAAAUAAUUUGUUGUAAACUUGUUUUACUGUGUGUUAAUAUUGCUUUCUCACUUUUCACAUAGAGAAUUACAGUUCUCACAAAAUUAAUACAAAUGGCAGUUUUAGUUUUAUAUUUUUAUCUGCUUUUAGUGAUCGUUACUAGUUUAAAAAUUACAUUUUAUUUGCAUUUUAGUUUUCAUCAAUAUUAUGUUGCAAUUUUAGCAUGAACAUUUUUAUUCUUCACACUGUUAGUUAAAUUAAUACUAACCAAAUGCUAAAAGAAUACAGGACCAUGUAUAGGAAACUUGUCUUAGAAAAUUAUAAGAAAAACUGGUGUUUUCCAGGUUCAUUUUAUAAAGAUAAAAACUAUGGUUGUUAAUUCAUGGUGUAUUUUAAUUCAUUUAAUGGAAGAUGGGAAAAGUUUUGUUUUGUGGCCAUUUUUUUGUAUGUAGUGCCGGUUUUUAUUUCUGUAGUGUUAUAUUUGAUGAUAUUCUUUCUUGUUGUUGCAAUGCAAAAUCGCACAUUACCCUUUCUGAUAAAAUGGCAUUGACUUGAAAAAUGUCCACACUUUUAUCAUGUUGUUUAGAUAUGUGUAUGUUUGUUGUAUCUGUCAUCCCUUACCACCCCGUCUAGUUAUUGUCUUCUAAUUCAUUUGUUCAGACCACUUUCUAAAUCCUGAAAAUUGAAUAAAACCAAAAUUCAUCAGAAACUUCUUGAUGUUGAACAUUCAGUUAAUUGCAAACCUUGUCUAUUCUAGGUGUUCAUGUUUACAAAACUUAUAAAUAAUAAAUAAUAAUAAUAAUAAUUUGAGGUUCUUAUAUACAGCUUUAUCACAACCUAGUCGUACCAAAACGGUUCACAUAUUAUUAUCUGUGGUGAUAGGGCCUUUGCAACCAGCCAACAUAUUUCUCAACUCCCUGGGGAGCAUCAACACCCAGCACUACCAUUUUGGCACUCACAGCUGGUAUUCAACCAUUCUAGCACUGCCCAACCACAUACUCAUUUAUAGCUGGGUAGACUUGAUUUACAAUGUUAAUGUUGGGUGUAUAAAGACUAAGUGUGAUUUCUAUCUCCACCAACUUUUACUACAUGCCUGGUGAUGGGGCUGCUUUACCUGUUUGUACUGAUCACAGGCACCUGGUUUGUGAAGUAUUUAAUAAUAUACUAAGGAGACUCGUUCCCAGCAUCAAUAGCUGAGCAGCAUAUUAAUUCAAACUUCCCAAUUCUCAUUAUAAAAUGUUAUAUGUGGUUGCAUACUUGCCAAAUCUUCCUGUUAAGGAGGGAGACUCACGAUUUCGACCCUAAAAUUGAGCAUUUUCAACCAGUGAAUUUGCUAAACUAUUCCUAUUUUCUAAAGUCUGACGAUUUCACCAGAAAGAACAGCUCAAAUGAUGCUAUUAAAAAGUGUUAUUUUUCCCCUAGGGUGUACAUACACUCAUUAUAAUUUUGCAUUUAAUCAAAUAAAAUUUCAAAAAGUUGGCAACUAUGUGGUUGUGAUUAUUUGAUCAACAUUUGAUUUUAAUAGUUGUGAAUAGUUAUUUAGUGAUUCAAGUUUGUGUAAAUGUCCUUAAAGUAGGUCAAACUAAAUUCCUGUCCUGUCUCCUGAUGAUAGAAACAGGUGCCUGUGGUAUAUUCCAGCAUCUUCCUGCUUUGUUACGGGGUGCAAUGUUGUUUGUUUGUUUUCUAUUUAAUUUACGAUUUGUUUCUUCUCUCACUGUUUUGCAGGACCCACACAUCCUCACUUGCAUGGAACUUGACCUUUGACCCCCACCAGUGCUGUUUCCAAGCCGCAAGCCAUAUAUUAUUUCAAAGUUUAAGAGAAAACAAAAUUGUCUUGGAAAACUUAGCAAAAUUUGAGGUGGGAAAAUGAUAAAACAAAAUCAGAACUGCAUGUAGAACAUGUUUAACUGGAUAAGUGAUGUCGAUGGAUUCUACAUUGGGUUCAACAAAGACAUAAAUUCAUGGUAAAUAUUGUAUGCUAAGAUAGCAUAAUCAACAGUGACUGCAGUACUGAAUUUGAGUCAGGAAGGUGAUUUCUCACUAAAAUGAGGUUAUUUAGAUGUGCCAGAAUGUUGGGGUGUACCGUGGCUGUGUAAAGGAUAGGACAAAUAUUCUAAGUGUUAUUUUUUGGAGGAGAACUCCAAACUAGAUAUUUUUACCAUGGUUUGUGUCUUUGUUGGGCUAAAUGUAGCUGUACAUGGAUCUAGACUUGAAGACUUCACGUUUGGAGGUCUGUUUUACUUUUCACUGUGUUGUCAUCAUCCCUUUUGGGAGUCCUAUGUAAAUUCUAUAGAUAUGAAUGUGUUAUGAUGCCUUUAGAUAUUCUUUGGAACCUAAAGCAUCAGAUAAUGCAUCAAUAUAUAGCAACAUUCAUUUUAUGAAAUAUUUGACAUCAUAAUCCAAUUUUGUGGUAAGAAAUAUAAAAAGUAGACAUUAAGUUGAUCACCCCUGAUAUUUGAUAAUGGACUAUUCAAACCUUUAAUUGGAAGAGUUCAAAUGUGUCUUCAGGGUGGAAUGAGUUUAGGCAGGGAUGUACAAAUUCAUAAUUUGAGUACUGGCCUGCAGGUAGAUUUUACAAAAUUCCACUAGGCCGAGCUUUAUUGUUAUGAUAUUGAACAGUUUUUUUGCUCUCUCUGGUAUAUAAUCUUAAAGCCCAAGGCAUCAGGCUAUGUUUUUACGAAAAAUAACCAUUCAAAUACAAGUCUCUUCUUGAGAAAAGCAAUUCCUAUCUUGACAUGUAAAAGUUUCAUAGCUUCCAAGGUCUAGCAGUAAUUAAAACAUGUCUGUUUAAAGACAAAAGUUGUCGCUGGUGAUCACGGCAUGUGUUGAACCUGUAGGUUGUAUUACAGCAAUGUUAUGGUAAUUGAACAUGAACAGUGGUAGAUUCUAAUGAGGAAAAUGAUAUCCUGGAAUGACAGUUCUAUUCACGGCUCUUAUUAGGGGUGACUGUGUUACUGAGAUGAGAACUGUUACAGAACACACUGUCAGUUAUCAAUACAUUUGUUCAACACCUAACUGGACAACAGUUCCUGUAAACUUGUGUGUUUAAACACAUUGCAUAGCAGUAAGAACCAAUUCAAAUGCAUAUUGAAUUCAGAAAUCCUUUAAAAGUUAGAUAGACUUUUAGUCAGCAUACUGUAAAUUGGAAUGUUUUUGUUCUGUCAUAUGCUAAGAGCGGAAAUGAUCCUCUUGAUUAUGUUUUGGUCAAAGUAUCAAUUUUACUUUAUCUAAAUAUUUUUUCAAAUGGUAGACCAAUGUUUAGGAGCAAAAAGUAAAAAGAUUGUCUUUUAGACGCAAGGUUAUCGUUUGUUUAAUACACUAUAACAGUUUUGUCAAAGGUUUUAUGAUGAGUAAGAUGAUAACUAUGUUUCAAAAUUUUUCAACUCCAGAUUUCAAAGAAGGAUUAAAACGAGAUAUUAUUGUACUGGGCAUUGAAAUGCAUUUUGUCAAUUUAUUUACAAAGAUACCAGACCAUAUAGAGGUGAAAAAUAUUUUAACAUCUUAAAGCAUUUAAUCAUCUAUUCAUCAUACCAGGCACUUUAACCAGGUACUAAACCAUAGGGGUCAUUAUUGAAUAUGUUUAGUAGAGAAGCAUUCAAAGGUUAUUCACAUGUAUUCUAUCAUAAGUUGAUGUUUGUGGACAUAGAUGAAAUCAGCAUCACUGAAAAUAAAGUUUAUGAUGCUAAUCCUAAUUUGAAGCUAUUUUGCGUAUGGAUUCACUUAAGAAACUCCACUGAUACCGUAUGUACAGUCUAGUGUUGCCUGGGUGAUUAUAUGAAUUCUCAUCAUAUCAGAUUAGUUAUUUUCCAUUACCGAGUUAAUCUGAUUUGUAUUAAUUAUUGUUAAAAAAUAUAUACAAUUUUUAUCAAAAAGUUCCAUAAUUAUGAAUUAUGUACCAUCAUCCUGUUGCGAGGCCAUAGUCUUUUUAGGUCUUUGUCAGGUCUAUCAAAUUCAUGUCCAUUUUUUUGGCCAAAAUAAGAGUCAUUGAUGAGUUAAAUCUCUGUCAUUUCAACAUUUUAAAGAUGUUCGGGUGUGUGAAAGUCAUUUACUGUAGCAUGUGUAACCAUACACACCAUCUCGGCUCAUACAGUUGGUUUGCUUAGAUAAGGUUGAAAUACAUAUAUAGUGGAAAGAAAAAGUGAAAACUUGAUUGAAUUAACAAUAAUCAAGAGAUGAGAUGUUAUUAUGUCUCACAGGAAGGUGAUGAAAUACAAUGGAUCAAUUUGUGCCAAAUGAUGGUUCCAAGUGGGAGAAA
Messenger RNA from Mizuhopecten yessoensis (Yesso scallop), 7199 nucleotides. Its product is annotated as TGF-beta-activated kinase 1 and MAP3K7-binding protein 3-like. Bases 149 to 2551 code for a protein of 800 amino acids. The record is from RefSeq and is a predicted model, not a curated record. NCBI's taxonomy places the organism in Eukaryota, Metazoa, Mollusca, Bivalvia, Pectinida, Pectinidae. The transcript is spliced from 8 exons.